AUGCAGCGAUUCACUUCCUUCAUUGGAAAGCUUCCAAGCUCGUACUGGUACACGUGGCGGCUGCAGCUGCGGUGGAGUUCGGGAACAUGGCAGGUAAGCUCGCACGGGCGGGUUCAAAGCUCCAGGGGUUCGGUUAGUUUCGGCUCCUUGAACUGUAGUGGUUAUCGUCGCGUGAAAAUCGGAGACCAGUCCUACUACGUGCACCGUCUGGUCGCCGCUGCAUUUCUGGAUCGUCCGCGGAAUCUGCGUUGUUGGCAGAUUAACCACCUCGAUGGAAAUUCUUCGAACAACCAUGUGGCAAAUUUGCAAUACGUGACUCCCAAUGAGAAUAUGAAGCAUUCAUGGGCAACCAACUCGAGUAGAAAGCGUAGGUCCUCAAAGCUUGGCAAGGCAGUGGAGUGGCGACGGCAAGGAUGCGAGAACUGGGGAUGGUGCGCAUCUCAAGCAGAGGCUGCAAGGCUCCUGGACGUAUGGCAAGCCUCGAUCUCCCAAUGCUGUCGAGGAUUGAUGAAAAAGUGCAGAAGUACAAGUACCGCAGGUGCCGAUUGGUUCGAGUUCAGGACAGCUCUCCAAAUCGGUGAAAGUGCUCCCUUGGAUGAGACCUGGCGACAUGCUACAUAUGUCGGUGAUGAAGCUGAGACCAUGCGCAACAUCAUGGUUAGCAACCACGGACGUGUUUCGCACUACCUGCAUGGUAGAAAUUUCAUCACUUAUGGCACGGAGCAAAGGAAUGGAUACUUCGCAGUCAUAAAGGGAGGACGGUAUAUGAUGGUGCACCGUCUGGUUGCAGCGACAUUUCUUGGUCAGCCCAGCCUGCCAGAGCUGCAGGUAAACCACAAGGACAUGAACCGCGGAAACAACCAUGUGAGCAAUUUGGAGUACGUCACGGCAUCCGAGAAUGUCAAACAUGCUGUCUUGCAGCGAACGGGACAGGCACGCCCCAGUCGGAGUGGCAAACCCGUUCAAGUACGACUUCGGACAGGUGCAGGAGCUUGGCAGGCCUUUGCUUCAAUGAGAGCAGCAGCCUCGUAUACAGGAUUGGACCCUCAUCGAAUCUCACGUCUGUGCAAUGGCCGAGAUGAUGAUGCAUCCUGGGAAGUCAGAUGUGCGAUUGAAAACGCGCUCCCUGGCGAGGAGUGGAGACCCGUGCAGCUUGAAGGUGCCCGCGUGGCGGGAGCAACACAACCAAGAGCAAAAACUUAA
Symbiodinium natans is the source of this 1203-nucleotide messenger RNA. NCBI's taxonomy places the organism in Eukaryota, Dinophyceae, Suessiales, Symbiodiniaceae. The record is from the annotation of a GenBank genome assembly.